CUUAUGAUAUACAUAAUACGAAUUAUUAUGUAUUGGUUACAUGUAUUGAUUGUCCUUUAUGGGCUAAUUAUAGCAGGUCAUAUACAACACGAUAGGACGGAAGAGUCGGGGAAAAGAAUAUUAAUGCAACGGGUACAAAAAUGUCCGUUUUUCUGGAUAUAGCGACUCACCUACCACUGUGCAAACAGGACAAGCAGGAAAGUUAAAAGUAUAUCAAGUCACCUUAACAGUUCAAAAUAAGAAGAGACACCCUGUCGUCGAUAUCCUUUUGGUAAGAGCAGUUCUCUUUAUUACGAAAGAAACCAUUUACCAUGUUUCACGACGGGCAGAAACGACGCGCUGUCGCACCUUGGAAACACGAAUAGGAUGAGGGCAAACCGACGAACAGCCUCCAAUGCAGCGGAUGCAGGAGUGACUGCAGCACAUAGGAAACCCGUCACAUUUUACAGAUGUGAGAAUAUUAACUUCGUGUGGUUUUGGGAAAGAAACUGGAAAAUUAUUUUGCAGUUAAAUUAAACGACAAAGAACAACUUCUAGGUUAGUCUGCAGGUGCGAUGUCCCGCCUUCUCUGGACUUUCCUUGUACUCAUGCUACGUUUUUUUUUUCUUAUACUAGCUUUUUCUUUAAUUAUUAACUACCUUCUGGCGCUGGGUGAUAAAGGCAGUUACCUGCUAAUGUGUGAUUGCGUAAGGACAUCUUCCUAUAUACCUUUGGAAAGCGGAACCUCCUGAAUUACUGUACCUAUAUACUAACUGUUAUAGCCAUUAAUAUAGAUUCUGUUGACUGCCCAGACAAGAAUUCACAUUAGACCAUUUUUAUCCUGAGACUAUAGGUGCAAGUAGGUGUUCUCGCCACAUUUCCUUGAGAUUCUUAGGAUUGACAGUGCACGAGGUUACCUUGCUUAACCAGAGAAACCGCACAUGCUGUAACUCACGUGAAACAUGCAUGAGGAAAGAGGAAAGUGAAACAGCAUGAACAGUGAUUUCAGUUGCUACACACACUCGGCCUGUAUCACACCUUCUCUCCAAGACUCAAGAAGCGCUUCGUAGAUAUAGACUGUGCAACAUGCCGCAGGCACGGACGUCAUAUAACUCAGGUUACCUGUCAGGUUUCGCGGGUCAGGACGGACAGGCUGCGCAUUCAGGCAGCCUUGGUUGCUGCGGGUGGAUCCUGGUGAUCUUGUCUGGUAUUUUUGUGCUGCUAACUUUCCCAAUAUCCAUCUUCCUGUGUCUAAAGAUUGUCCAAGAGUAUGAACGUGCCGUUAUAUUCAGGCUGGGUCGCAUUACUGACAAGAAGGCCAAGGGCCCAGGAAUUUUCUUUAUAUUGCCGUGCACUGAUUCCUUCGUCAAGGUGGACAUGAGAACAGUGUCAUUUGACAUUCCCCCCCAAGAGAUCCUCACCAAAGACUCGGUGACUGUGAGCGUGGAUGGAGUGGUGUACUUCCGGGUCAGCUGCCCCAUCUCAUCCGUGGCAAACGUGUCAAACGCAGAUUUCUCGACGCGCCUUCUGGCUCAGACCACCCUGAGGAAUGUGCUGGGCACCAAGAACCUCUCUGAGCUGCUGUCAGACCGGGAGGGCAUCUCACACAGCAUGCAGUCUACCUUGGAUGAGGCAACAGACUCCUGGGGCAUCAAGGUGGAGAGGGUGGAGAUCAAGGAUGUGAAGCUGCCGCAGCAGCUGCAGAGGGCCAUGGCGGCCGAGGCGGAGGCCACGCGGGAGGCCAGAGCCAAGGUGAUUGCGGCAGAGGGUGAGAUGAACGCUUCGCGGGCGCUGAAGGAGGCCUCACUGGUGAUUGCCGAGUCACCAUCUGCCCUGCAGCUGCGCUACCUGCAAACUCUCAACACCAUCGCUGCAGAGAAGAACUCCACCAUCAUCUUCCCCCUGCCCAUAGAUAUAAUGGCUCACUUCAUGGGCAAGAAAUGAGCACGCCCCCCUGAUUCACUAGCAAAUCAGGGACAGGAAGUCAAUCUGGAUUUGACCAAUCACCAUCAAAUAUAAUUACUUUGAGUAUGUGGACUUUGUGGGAUUCCGGUUUUUUAAACAUGAAGGUCACAUGGUUAUCUAGAUCUUUAAUGGAUCUUGGUAUUUGUCAUGAUUUACGAAUUUAAGAGACAAAACUGAAAAUACUCUGAAUUUGUAACAUAUGUGCCUGUGCUGUCCUGUAGAUGAGAAACCACAGUCAAUGUUAAUUUGCUGGUUAUGUAAAAUGGUAUAGUUUAAGCAUUUUUACUUCUUUUAAUUGAAUUAAAAUGUUGGUAAGUUGGAAUUAAGCCUAUCUUAUAUCCAUUUUCCAAACCGCUUAUCCUACUGGGUUGCGGAGGGUCCGGAGCCUAUCCCGGAAGCAAUGGGCAUGCGGCAGGGAACAACCCAGGAUGGGGGGCCAGCCCAUCGCAGGGCACACUCAUACACCAUUCACUCACACAUGCACACCUACGGGCAAUUUAGCAACUCCAAUUAGCCUCAGCAUGUUUUUGGACUGUGGAGGGAAACCGGAGGAAACCCCACGAUGACAUGGGGAGAACAUGCAAACUCUGCACACGUGACCCAGGCAGAGACUCGAACUCGGGUCCCAGAGGUGUGAGGCAACAGCGCUAACCACUGCACCACCAUGCCGCCCCUGCCUAUCUUAUAUGCCACCGAAUAUUUGUAACCAAAGACAUAACUGGCAUGGUUUGAUAAAGAGUGUAAUAAAUUUAUGCUAUAACUAUA
Brienomyrus brachyistius is the source of this 2709-nucleotide messenger RNA. Its product is annotated as stomatin-like. NCBI's taxonomy places the organism in Eukaryota, Metazoa, Chordata, Actinopteri, Osteoglossiformes, Mormyridae. Bases 1066 to 1923 code for a protein of 285 amino acids. Gene Ontology annotation, cellular component: plasma membrane. The transcript has 8 exons. The record is from RefSeq and is a predicted model, not a curated record.